UUCCCCUUGUAAAUGGGGGGUCAGGCUUGGUCGUCGCUCGCUCGUCUUCUUCACUGUUCACAAGUCUUUAUAGCUCAAAACUUUCCAUACAAAUCUAACGAAAAGCGAUAACUUUCGUAAAUUUGAAUACUAAAAUUUCCCAUUCUUUUUCGAGCUCAGAAAAAAAGGUGAAAAGCUUUGAGCUUUGAAAGUCAAUGGUUUCGUUUCUUGGCACUGUGAGGCCAGCCCCAUUUGCCAUGUCCUCUUUCGGACCUUGUAGGCGCCAAAUAUCUCUCUACAACUCUCCUCUUUCCUUUCCUCGAACUGGGUUCUUUCCGUUCAAAAGGAUUCUCCAAGCUUGCCUUCAAUCUAAUUCAGCAAAUAAGGAUCUUGGAGUUCAGCUACCUGCUCAUCAAUCUGAAAUCAUAUUUAUUGGGACGGGAACUAGUGAAGGGAUUCCUCGUGUGAGCUGCCUAACAGAUCCUUUAAAGAAAUGUCCGGUUUGCACCAAAGCUGUGGAACCUGGUAAUAAAAAUAGGAGACUCAACACUAGUAUCCUCAUUCGCUAUCCUGGGCCGUCUGGAAGAUACAACAUUCUGAUAGAUGCUGGCAAGUUUUUCUACCAUAGUGCUCUACGAUGGUUUCCUGCCUAUGGGAUAAGAACAAUUGAUGCGGUUAUAAUUACUCAUUCUCAUGCUGAUGCAAUUGGAGGUCUUGAUGAUCUUCGUGACUGGACAAAUAAUGUACAGCCUCACAUUCCAAUUUAUGUUGCAAGGCGUGAUUUUGAGGUGAUGAAGAAGACUCAUUAUUACUUAGUCGAUACAAGUGGCAUUAUACCUGGGGCUGCAGUUUCCGAAUUGCAAUUCAAUAUCAUAAACGAGGAGCCAUUUGUUGUUCAUGAUAUGAAGAUUACACCUUUACCAGUGUGGCAUGGUCGUGAUUAUCGUUCCCUUGGUUUCCGUUUUGGCAAUGUUUGUUACAUAAGUGAUGUUAGUGACAUACCGGAAGAAACUUAUCCACUUCUAAGGGAUUGUGAAAUCCUGAUUUUGGAUGCUUUAAGGCCUGAUCGAUCUUCUGCAACACACUUCGGGCUUCCAAGGGCGUUAGAGGAAGUGCGGAAAAUCAAACCGAAGAGAACACUUUUCACCGGUAUGAUGCAUCUCAUGGACCAUGAAAAAGUGAGUGAAGGUCUUACAAAAUUGAUGGAGACGGAGGGUCUUGACGUACAACUAAGUUAUGAUGGAUUGCGUGUACCAGUAAUGCUCUAGCCUUUUACUUUACUUUACUUCUAAUGUGACCACAAUGAAUUGCAUAUACCAAUUAUGUUCUACCCUUUAUCUCCCUCUUGUAACUCAUCAUACAUUUUUCCACAACAAUAAUGCCCGAUUCUUUCCCCUGGAUGUUAACCAAACACGAGUUUGAAACUACAACUCUCACCAAACAUUAAAAUCCAUAAUGAAAUAAGAAAAACUCAAAUGACUUUUCGCCCAAGUCGCCUGAC
Molecule: messenger RNA, 1480 nt
Organism: Pistacia vera
Lineage: Eukaryota; Viridiplantae; Streptophyta; Magnoliopsida; Sapindales; Anacardiaceae
Product: putative hydrolase C777.06c
Exons: 12
Coding region: 195-1247 (350 amino acids)
Source: RefSeq, a predicted model, not a curated record